This is a messenger RNA of Argentina anserina (silverweed cinquefoil), 694 nucleotides long. RefSeq names its product chaperonin-like RBCX protein 1, chloroplastic. The record is from RefSeq and is a predicted model, not a curated record. The coding region runs from base 93 to 620 and encodes 175 amino acids. Gene Ontology annotation, biological process: ribulose bisphosphate carboxylase complex assembly. NCBI's taxonomy places the organism in Eukaryota, Viridiplantae, Streptophyta, Magnoliopsida, Rosales, Rosaceae. The transcript is spliced from 6 exons. Gene Ontology annotation, molecular function: protein folding chaperone.
AACCUGAAGAUAUUUUAGAAUGGAAGAAAUAUUUGGUCUUGAAACAGAAGCUGCUCAUAUUCACAAAUGCAAGUAUUCUUUAUCUCUUAUCCAUGGAAUCCUCUGCAGCACUUGUCCCAUGCUCUCAGCUCACAUCUUUCUUCUCUCAAAAACCCAGCAACAGAGUUUGCAAAGCUCAUCCUUCUUGGCAUUCCAAACGAAGAACCCCUCUGCCAACUCGCAUACACUGCCAAAAGAUGUAUGUCCCUGGAUUUGGAGAAGCGUCGCCAGAAGCAAAGGCGGCCAACAAUCUCCAUAGUUUCUUCACUUAUGUUGCUGUUAGGAUUGUCACUGCACAGCUUGAGAGUUACAACACAGAGGCAUAUCAAGAUCUAAUGGAGUUUUUGAGUAGAAACUCAUUGAAUGAUGGAGACAAGUUCUGCGGCGAUUUGAUGAGAGAAUCAUCCAGGCAUCAGACUCUAGCUCUGCGGAUUUUAGAGGUUCGAUCUGCGUAUUGUAAAAAUGAUUUUGAAUGGGACAACUUAAGACGAUUGGCUUGUAAGAUGGUGGAUGAAUCCAACACGAGACUCAUGAGAGAUUAUGUCUUAGAAACAAGCCUUGUGGACAAUGAAGGAGAGUGAGAUGUGACGAAUCCAAAUCAUACUAUGUGGAUGAAACUAAUGUAACAUGUAUAUCAACGGAUUGAGCUCCAAAU